AGAAACAUAUGAAAAAGCAUUUUGAUGAUUCAUAACAAAACAUCAAAUUUUGUUUAGAUGCUAUCAUUUUUUAUUCUACAAUGUUCCAGUAAUUAUGCCUGCAUUAAUGAGAAUCUAUUAAUUUGACUCCUUCC
Molecule: messenger RNA, 134 nt
Organism: Paramecium octaurelia
Lineage: Eukaryota; Ciliophora; Oligohymenophorea; Peniculida; Parameciidae
Source: the annotation of a GenBank genome assembly